GCAUCCCCAGAUUCUGGAGCCGUAGAUAGCCUUGAGUCUUGGCCGUGGAUGCGAAAGUGUCCCUCCCCUCCCCGUAUAUAUAUAUAAACGUCCUCUCGCACUCCCAGUCCCCUUGCUCGCCCCAUAUACCACCUAUACCUACCCACCUCCACCACGAAAAAACCCACAAUGGCAGCCGACCGCCUCUCUCUCGUGACGGGGCACCUUACCUCAACCUUCCCUGCUGGCCUUCUGGCCGACCAAACCGCAAUCAUUACCGGCGCGGGCCAGGGAAUCGGGGCAGCGACGGCACUGCUGUUCGCAAAGGAGGGUGCACGGGUGGUAGUCGCAGACCUGGACGAGACGAAGGCGCGCGAGGUCGCGGCAGCGAUCACCGCUGCCGGCGGGAAGGCCGUCGCUGUGGCCGGCGAUAUCAUGUUGCAGGCGACGAUUGACGCCGUGGUUAAUGCGGCGGUGCAGUUAGGCGAGGGAAAGAUACAUCAUAUUGUUAAUAAUGCCGGCUUCACAUGGGACGGCGUAAUCCACAAAACGACCGAUAAGCAGUGGGACAUGAUCAUGGACCUGCACACGAAGGCACCGUUCCGGCUUGUGCGCGCGGCGGCGCCGUAUUUCCGUGUCAAGGACGGCGAGCCACGGAGUAUCACUAACGUCUCAUCUACCAGUGGGAUUCACGGGAAUGCCGGCCAGGCGAACUACGCCACCGCGAAAAUGGGCAUCCUCGGACUGACCAAAACGAUCGCGAAGGAGUGGGGUCCCUCGUUCGGGGUGCGAUGCAAUGCCGUAGCGUUCGGGAGCGUAACCACCCGCCUCACAGCAGAGAAGGAAUCCGGCGCCUUCGCCGAAGUGGGCGGCGAAAAGAUCGCGCUCGGCAUACCGAAGGCGCAGCAGCGCGGCGCGGAGGGGUUCGCUAUGGUGCCGCUGCGGAGGGCCGGCACCGCCAACGAGGCCGCAAUGAGUAUUCUUAUGCUCGCUAGUCCGCUAAGUGCUUAUGUCAGUGGGCAUUGUUUGGAGGUUACGGGUGGGGCGGGGAUUUAAGGGGGGUUUUGGAGUGGAGGGCCGAUGAGUCUUAUGUAGCGGACAUCUACUUUAUAUAGCGGAUAUAUACCAAUCUGAUUUUGUG
Tricharina praecox is the source of this 1120-nucleotide messenger RNA. RefSeq lists its product as uncharacterized. The coding region runs from base 169 to 1035 and encodes 288 amino acids. The transcript is spliced from 4 exons. Gene Ontology annotation, molecular function: oxidoreductase activity, acting on the CH-OH group of donors, NAD or NADP as acceptor. NCBI's taxonomy places the organism in Eukaryota, Fungi, Ascomycota, Pezizomycetes, Pezizales, Pyronemataceae. The record is from RefSeq and is a predicted model, not a curated record.